AUGUUGUUUAACAACAAAAAACAAAAUAAACAAUUAAUUGUAAAUAAUUUUCAUGUUGAAAAUGACAAUGAGAGAAAUGACUUCAAGAAGAAAUUAAAUGAAUGUGUUGAUUUAUUUGAUUCAAAUGAAUAUCCAAAUCAAUUAAUAUUCACAAAGAAUGGAGGAUAUUCAUCACAACUUUCAUACAUUGUUGAGAAAAUGAUAUCACCAUAUGACGAUACCAAUUAUAUUAGAUCAGUAAGAAUAUCAGAUUUUACAGAAGAUAGAAUGAAAAUAGAUUAUAGUAAUGUGUGUACGACCAACAAAUGUGAACUGAGAAAAAUGUCUGUUAACAAAACUACUUGGAGAAUGGUAUUCAAAUCUAAAUAUUAUUAA
This is a messenger RNA of Entamoeba dispar SAW760, 375 nucleotides long. RefSeq lists its product as uncharacterized. The transcript has a single exon. The record is from RefSeq and is a predicted model, not a curated record. Lineage: Eukaryota; Evosea; Mastigamoebida; Endamoebidae. Bases 1 to 375 code for a protein of 124 amino acids.